Molecule: messenger RNA, 1294 nt
Organism: Oryza brachyantha (malo sina)
Lineage: Eukaryota; Viridiplantae; Streptophyta; Magnoliopsida; Poales; Poaceae
Exons: 5
Coding region: 97-1065 (322 amino acids)
Biological process (GO): ribosomal small subunit biogenesis
Source: RefSeq, a predicted model, not a curated record
CUGCUGCUUCUUCCAAUCCCUGCCGCUUGGUCACUCUCUCUCUCUCUCUCACACUGUCACUGGCGCCAGCACUCGAUAAUCCUGCCCGGCGAGCACAUGGAUUUGGUCGCUGGAAGAGCGAUGGGCGGGUGCUCGCCAUCAUGGGAACGCAUCAGGUCGCCGAGGAGUCCACUCUUGCUCACUUCUUUGGCCCGUCGCCCCGCUGCGUUCGCUGCAUGCCCAUGCCCGCCGGUUGUUUGUCGAAAUGCCUCAGUGGUGGUGCCGUUUGCCAAGAAGAAAAGGAAGGGGGGAAGCGAGGAGCCGCCUGGUGAUGAGGAGGAGGAGGAUUCUUUUGAUGAUUCGGAGGGCGGAGGCGAUGAGGAGGAGGUGGAUGUUGACGAUGAGGAUCUAUUGGAUGAUGAUGAGUAUGAUGAUGACGACGACUAUUCUUUCGAAGAUGAUUUUGACAAUGAUGAUGAACAAGACCUUUAUGUUGGGGAUGGAGGUGCUGGUGGCGGAAUAUCAUUUGCUGGCACCGGGUGGGACAAGGAAGCAUUGUCUUUGGCAGAGGAGGUCUCAACUUCAUUUGACGGAGACUUGAAAAUUUAUGCUUUCAAGACAGCUGCAAAUUUAACCAUCAGAGUACGCAUUGAGAAGAUGUCCACUAGAUAUGGUUCUCCAACCAUAGAUGACAUUGAAGCGUACACAAUUGCAUACCGUGCAAAAUUGGAUGAUGCAGAGUCAGCAGGAAGGAUACCACCGAACAUAUCCUUGGAGGUGUCAUCCCCUGGCGUGGAGAGAAUUAUCCGUAUCCCUGAUGAUCUCGAACGCUUCAAAGAACGGGCAAUGUAUGUCAGAUAUACCACUACAAGCGAUGGAUCAGGCACACCUCAAGAAGGGGAUGGCGUCUUCAGGCUCAUCUCCUACGACAUGGACCUGUGCGAGUGCACCUGGGGUAUAGCUGAUGUGAAGAUCAACAGGCAGCAGGCAGGCAAGGGAAGGCCCCUGAACAAGAAGCAGAGAGAGUGGCGGCUGCAGACGCCAUUUGAGUCUCUGAAGUUGGUCAGGGUGCAUUCUGAUUGCUGAGAUGCUUCCCUUGAGUAAACUUUUUUGUAGCCAUUUACUGUCGCAUCGUAGGUUCUGUCAAAUUGUGUACAAAGAGAUAAACUGUUCUCCUGUUUGUGUGUGCAAUAGGUGGAUCGCUGUCGAUUCAAAAAGGCUAGAUUGAUGUUCCAAGUAUACCGGCACUCUGCAUUUUUGCAUUCAAUGUUGUAUCGCAGGUUCUUAUCAAUUUGUCUACAGAUUACGGAUAAAA